This is a messenger RNA of Diplodia corticola, 1239 nucleotides long. RefSeq names its product cytochrome p450. Lineage: Eukaryota; Fungi; Ascomycota; Dothideomycetes; Botryosphaeriales; Botryosphaeriaceae. The record is from RefSeq and is a predicted model, not a curated record. The coding region runs from base 1 to 1239 and encodes 412 amino acids. Gene Ontology annotation, molecular function: heme binding; oxidoreductase activity, acting on paired donors, with incorporation or reduction of molecular oxygen; iron ion binding. The transcript is spliced from 2 exons.
AUGCCCAAUGGUCCAUGGAAGAAGUGGCGGUCCAUUUUCAGUCCUGGAUUCAGUCCGGCCUACAUGCUGGAACAGGUGCCCAAGAUUGUCGACAAGGCCGAGGUAUUUUGCCAACUUCUGCGCGAGAAGGCCGGCCAGGACACAAUGUUUCAGCUGGAGGAGGCUACAUUCCGCCUGACUAUUGACAUCAUCGGUCUCAUCUCGCUAGACUCAAGCUUCCACUAUCAAACAUCCGAUUCGGAAUUCCCCGCCACUCUCCGCUCACUUAUCGAAUGGGCCACCUUCGGGGACGAAAUCAACCCACUGAAGCGGUGGAAUCCAUACCGGCCGUUUAUAACCUGGUACUACGGCCGCCGGCUCGACGCAUUCAUCCACGCCGAGCUCGAAAAGCGGUUCGCCGAGCGCCGGCAGUUCCUCCAGCCCGAGAAGCAAAAGGACCGCAAGGUCCGCUCCAUCGUGUCCCUCGCGCUCGACAGCUACAUGGCGGAGCACCCGUCGGCCGAAUCCGCCUCGCUCGACCCGACCUUCCGCACCUACGCCACGGCGCAGCUCCGCCUCUUCCUCGUCGCCGGCCACGACACCACCUCCAGCGCCAUGACCUACACCUUCCACCUCCUCCACACGCACCCCGCCUUCCUCGCCCGCGUCCGCGCCGAGCACGACCAAGUCUUCGGCCCCGACCCCACCGCCGCCGCCGCCCGCCUCCGCCGCGACCCCGCCCUCCUCAACCAGCUCCCGCUCACGCUCGCGGCGAUCAAAGAGGCCCUGCGGCUCUUCCCGCCCGCCGGCGGCAUCCGCAUGGGCGCGCCGGGCAUCGAGCUGACGAGCGACGUGGACGGCACGCGCUUCCCCACGGCGGGCUGCAGCGUGUGGGUGGUGCACGAGGCGGUGCACCGCAACCCGGCGCUGUGGCCGCGCCCCGACGAGUUCCUGCCCGACCGCUGGCUCGUCGAGCCCGGGCACGAGCUGCAUCCCGGCUGCAAGGGCGCGUGGCGCCCGUUUGAGAUCGGCCCGCGCAACUGCAUCGGCCAGACCCUGGCGCUGACUGAGAUCAAGACCGUCUUGGCUGUCGCGCUGAGGAGCUUCGAUCUCGCGCCCGCGUAUGGCGAGUGGGAUGCGCUUCAUCCGGGGAAGGGGGUCAAGCUGGCCAUGGGCGAGCGCGCGUAUCAGGUCUCGGGUGGCGGCGGGGGGCAGCACCCGGCUGAGAGGUAUCCGUGCCGGGUUUCGGUGAGGGGAUGA